This is a messenger RNA of Salvelinus namaycush (lake trout), 1908 nucleotides long. RefSeq names its product potassium voltage-gated channel subfamily D member 1-like. Lineage: Eukaryota; Metazoa; Chordata; Actinopteri; Salmoniformes; Salmonidae. Bases 1 to 1908 code for a protein of 635 amino acids. The record is from RefSeq and is a predicted model, not a curated record. The transcript is spliced from 6 exons. Gene Ontology annotation, molecular function: A-type (transient outward) potassium channel activity; protein binding. Gene Ontology annotation, biological process: potassium ion transmembrane transport; protein homooligomerization. Gene Ontology annotation, cellular component: membrane; voltage-gated potassium channel complex.
AUGGCUGCUGGAGUUGCAACAUGGAUGCCCUUUGCUCGGGCAGCAGCCGUAGGCUGGCUACCACUGGCCCAAAAGACCAUGCCCAAGCCUCCUGUGGACAAAAAGAGUCGCAGUGAUGAGAUCUUGUUUGUAAAUGUGAGUGGACUACGCUUUCAGACAUGGAAGAACACCUUGGACCGUUACCCAGACACCCUUCUAGGCAGCUCAGAAAAGGAGUUUUUCUACAAUGAGGAAACUCAGGAAUAUUUCUUUGACAGGGAUCCAGAGAUGUUCCGCCAUAUACUAAACUUUUUUCGAACAGGCAAGCUACAUUACCCCCGACAUGAAUGCAUUCAGGCUUUUGAGGAAGAGCUGGCCUUUUAUGGCAUAAUACCGGAGAUCAUAGGUGACUGCUGUAUGGAAGAGUACCGGGAUCGCAAGAAGGAGAACCAGGAGCGUUUGGCUGAGGACACCGAGGCCGAGAAUGCCGGAGACGCUCCCCUGCCCCCAGACGCCACAUUACGAGAGAGGCUAUGGAGGGCCUUUGAGAACCCUCACACAAGCACCAUGGCCUUGGUUUUUUACUACGUCACUGGCUUCUUCAUCGCUGUGUCUGUUAUUGCCAACGUUGUGGAAACAGUUCCCUGCCGACCAAUCAAAGGGAGUAUAAAGGACCUGCCGUGUGGUGAGAAGUUUUCAGUGGCCUUCUCUUGUUUGGACACGGCCUGUGUGCUUAUCUUCUCCUUCGAGUACCUCAUGAGGCUGUAUGCCGCCCCCAGCCGCUGUGAUUUUGCGCGUUCGGUGAUGAGCGUGAUAGACGUGGUAGCCAUCUUGCCCUUCUACAUCGGCCUUGUCAUGCCAGAGAAUGAGGAAGUCAGUGGGGCCUUUGUCACCCUGCGAGUCUUCCGGGUGUUCCGUAUCUUCAAGUUCUCCCGUCACUCUCAGGGGCUGCGUAUCCUGGGCUGCACGCUGCAAGCCUGCGCCUCGGAGCUGGGCUUCCUCCUCUUCUCUCUCACCAUGGCCGUCAUCAUCUUUGCCACCGUCAUGUUCUACGCUGAGAAAGGCACCAAGGGAACCACGUUUUCCAGCAUCCCCGCCUCCUUCUGGUACACCAUCGUCACCAUGACAACACUGGGAUAUGGAGACAUGGUUCCAGACUCCAUAGCGGGCAAGAUAUUUGGCUCCAUCUGCUCCCUCAGUGGUGUGCUGGUGAUUGCUCUACCUGUGCCUGUUAUAGUCUCCAACUUCGCGAGGAUCUACCACCAGAACCAAAGGGCAGAUAAGAUGAGGGCACAGCAGAAAGUGCGCCAGGCAAGGAUUCGAAUGGCUAAAAAAGGGGCCACCAAUGCAUUCUUGCAGCACAAAGAGGAUGGGGGAUUGCAGGAUGGUGAUGGUGACAGCACACCUUUUUGUGUGAAGAACAGGUCCGCCUUUGAGCACCAACAUCAUCACCUAUUGCACUGCUUGGAGAAAACCACAAAUCACGAGUUCACAGAUGAAGUCACCUACAGCGAGGUGUGUGUGACCGACUCAGUGGGCUUCCGCACCAGCCGCAGCACUUCGCUGUCCAGCCAGCAGGGGGCCACCACAACCUGCUGCUCCCGCCGGGCCAAGAGGAGGGCCUUCCGCCUUGCCAACUCCACUGUCUCUGUCAGCCGGGGCAGUGUGCAGGAGCUGGACACGCUGCACGUCACCAAGACUCCUGCUGGUACCCAGUACCCACAGAGUCGCUCCAGUUUAAAUGCCAGGACUGAAGACCUGAAGCUGAACUGUGAUGACUACACGGCAGCCAUCAUCAGUAUCCCCACUCCCCCAGCCAACACUCCUGAUGAGAGCCUACCUAACUCACCCGCCAUCCCUGGCAUCCUACGCAACUCUCGCUCCAGUACCUUCAACACCCAGGACACUGUCAAGAUCUCCUCUUUAUAA